UCUCGUUCGGAGCAUUUGAUCGUCACCAAAAGUGUUUUAGUUCGUAAUUUAUACAGACCAACAAGUUCUAGCUUAUUGAUUGAGUUUUCUUUUUUUAUUGUUUUCAAAAUCAUAGUUUUGCAACCGAAUUUCUCGGUUUCCUAGGAAAUUUCAUAUUUGUACAACCAACAGUUUCAUUUAUUUGUGUGCUAAAAUAUCAAAAUGAAUUCCAUCCAAGUGAUUACAUUUGUGGCGAUCGCUUUGUCGAUGUCGUUCGUUAAGUGCGAUCCACCAAAACCAAAUGUAGACGCAAAGUGCUUAGUACCACCACCAAACGAUGUCGAUCCAAUGCUAUGCUGCAAAAUUCCCGAAAUAUUGGAUUCAAAACUCAUCGAAAUUUGUGCAACCAAAGUGUAUGGUCCUGAAUCAAAUCCAAGCAAUAAUCAAAAUGAACCACCUUUCGCACCGCAUAUUCGGUGCGUUACCGAGUGCAUUUUGAAUGAAACUGGUAUUUUGAAGGAUCGAAUGUUCCAGCCAAUGGUUGCAUCCGAAUUGGCGAAAAAGACACUUGGCCCAAAAUCCGUUUGGAUGCCUAUUGUUGAAGAAGCUCUACAAGCAUGCAACGAACAUGCUUCCAAGGCUAAAUUUGUUGACCACAAAGCAUGCGGACAUAUGGGUGCUUUCAUUGUGGCUUGCCUCAAUACACAAUUAUUCAAAAAUUGCCCAGAAUCAGCCUGGAACAAUGCAGGUAAAGGAUGUGCGGCAUUACGUGAGAUGACCAUCAAAUGUCCAAUCAUUGCGCCAAUUCCAAGUCAAGAUUAGGACUAUCAACGGGCCGGUUCCGUUGUUUUGUUCAGCCUGUCGCCGAAUCGAACUAGCUUAAUAA
This is a messenger RNA of Sitodiplosis mosellana (orange wheat blossom midge), 865 nucleotides long. RefSeq lists its product as uncharacterized. Bases 202 to 801 code for a protein of 199 amino acids. The record is from RefSeq and is a predicted model, not a curated record. Lineage: Eukaryota; Metazoa; Arthropoda; Insecta; Diptera; Cecidomyiidae. The transcript has 4 exons.